Messenger RNA from Marchantia polymorpha subsp. ruderalis, 4295 nucleotides. NCBI's taxonomy places the organism in Eukaryota, Viridiplantae, Streptophyta, Marchantiopsida, Marchantiales, Marchantiaceae. The record is from the annotation of a GenBank genome assembly.
CCCAGCAGAGGCCAGGGAAAUGCUCUUGGGCUUCUUCCACCAAAAGCACGCAGUCGGUCCCGAAUGCCGAAGUGCCCGUCGCUGCCGUUCGAGUGAUCGAGAGCGAAAUCCAAUAAAAACGACCCGCGGCCACGAACUCCCACGCUCGCUCGCGGGUGUUCAGCCCGGGCUGGGCUCUCCAGGCAUUCGUCCUUUUGUUGCAACCGACUUCGUCGUCCCUGCGAGGACGCGGAAAAUGUUCAAAAGAUCAGAGUUCGCAUCCGCCAGCCACAUUCCUCUCGAUCAGUAGUUUGUGGAUACCGUCUCCCUCCGAGACACGCAGCUGGACCUAGAGCAGCUGAACUCACGCCUCGCAUCUCAUCCCCGUGCCUCGUUGCAGGCUGCACUCUCUCGGCGAAAAUCUCGUGUGAAAAUUCAAAUUUUGUUUCCAGGUUUUUAUUCCAUUUUUGGUUCGUGUUGGAGUGAGAGGCUCGAGGUUACAGAGACUAGAGAUUGGCAUACAGGAUUUCAGCAACUGCUGCAGAUUUUGAGAGAGUUGCUCGUAGCUCGAAGGUGCCUCGGUCGGUUAGUGAUUCGGCGGAGAGGCGAGGGUGGAUUACAUUGAGGGGGCGGGAUUGGAUUAGAUUGGAAUUUUUGUGAAUCGGAGUUGGAUGAUCAGAUUUUUGUUGCGCAAGUGAGUAGAAAGUAGCAGGAGAUGGUGAAGUUUUCGAAGCAGCUGGAAGCGCAGCUGGUGCAGGAAUGGCGAAGCGCGUACUGCGAUUACCGGCUGCUGAAGAAGGACAUCAAGGCCGUGAAGCGGUCGAAGGUGGAGGCUCCGCAGGUGCCGGACAAAUGGCAGUCCGUGCCCUUGUCGCCGAUGACGCCCAAGUACUCGGGCCCUGUGAGCGGCCCCUUGCCUCACCCGGCUCGUCCACAGCCCCGCCAGGCGACCCGUCGCCUGUCCCGAAUGCACGAGUCCUUCAAAACCAUCGUGGCCGUCACCGGCCAAGCUGCCGAUGCCCUCAAGUCCCGACCCAGCAGCAAAUUCAAACCCAACAAGGAUCUCAUCACAGUUAAGAGGGAUGCACCAGAUGGGGGAAGCGAGGUGUACACGACGCUGUUCAAUGACAGUUUCGUGAACGAGGACGCGACGACGAGGAUCUUCUUCGCCCGAUUGGACUCAGAGUUCAACAAGGUGAACACGUUCUACAGGGCCAAGGAGAAAGAGUUUCUGCAGCAGUACCAGAAGCUCAAGGAGCAAUUGCAAGCUCUGGAGGAGAUCCGUAAGGAGCUUGCAAAUCCUCAGUCGCAGCUCAGCGACGACUCCAAUGGCCCCAAUGGCUCCAAUGCUCUCAGCGACCGACCUCAAACGAUCGCCGAAGCUGUGGAAGAGGCACAAAAGCGCCGGGCGAUCAUGUUCUCCAAAGUUCAGUCCCUUCCGACUCUGAAUGUUGCGAGGGAUGGGAAAAUCGGGGAAGUGAAGCUGGAUAGUGACAGUGAUAAUUACAUCAAAGUUUAUGGCCCCAUGAGCAGCAGGCCUGCUCACCCCGAGGCCGGCCCACCGCAACCGGCAGCGACGACUAUCGAAAUGAGCGAGCUCGAGUCGAACAGGAAUGCGGGAGCUUCGUCACGCUCGGAUGGCACCGACUCGUCGAAGCCUCAGUUGCGUCUGAACCUCCCCAAGAGCACGCCCAGCACCACAAUCAAGUCCUUGAUUCAGAGUCUCUUGGAAGAUUUGCAAAAGCAGGGUCUUAGCAGACAUGGUAGCUCUGACAGUAAGAGGGGCGGUGAGAGCCAAUUCGCCGUGAAUAAGAAGAACGUGGGCAUAGCAGAAAAGAUGCUCCAGAGCGCCUUCAUCGAGUUCUACAGGGGGCUUACUUUGCUCAAGGCUUACAGCUCACUGAACAUGGUUGCCUUCGCCAAGAUCGUGAAGAAGUUCGACAAGGCUUCUGGAUACCGGACCCUGUCUAUAUACGUUAAGGCCGUGGAACACGCUCACUUCAACACAUCUGAGAAGGUAAUUAGGUUGAUCGAGAAGACGGAAACAUUGUUCGCCAAGACUUUUGCCAAGAGCAACUAUUCCAAGGCCAGACUUCUCUUGAGACCGGCUGAGAAAUCAGCGUCGCAUAAAAUCACGUUUUUCCUCGGGUUAUUCACUGGAGGUUCACUAGCUUUACUGUCGGUAUAUUCCACCCUUCUGAACAGCGUGCUCCCGCGCUACAUCGCACCAAUCGACGAAUCACUUCCACCUUCUCCUGCACACGCUGGGGGACCUGAAAGCAUAUAUCUAAAGACAAUUUUCCCACUUUUUGCUGCGUCGGCGCUCAUUAUUAUUCACAUGAUAAUGUACGGGUUUAAUGUAUUUUAUUGGCGGAAGUGGAAAAUAAAUUACGCAUUUAUGUUCGACUUCAAGCAAGGAUCAGAGCUUCGGCAUCGUGAAAUUCUCAUGUUAGGGACUGUCCUCAUGACAAUUCUGUUGGCGGCCAUGGUUGGCCAAGUGGCUCUGCACAGCGUUACCGAUUCGCCUUAUGUAGACUUACUCCCCUUGGGUGUUUUCAUGAUUCUGGUUAUUUUGCUCUUUUUCCCUCUAAACUGCUUCUUCUCAUCGAGCCGAAAGUUCCUCAUCAUAUGCUUCAUCCAUUUGGCAUUGUCUCCUUUGUAUAAGGUGGUCCUGCAAGAUUUCUUCCUCGGGGAUCAACUUACAAGUCAGGUGCCUAUGUUGAGAAACUUGCAGUAUCUUAUCUGCUAUUACUCCACGAGUUACUUCAAAACAUCCAACGCUGACGGCUGCAUUCUAGAUGAAACAUUCAGGGGGUUUGUUUACUUCGUAUCUCUGCUUCCUUACUGGUGGCGUCUCCUCCAAUGUUUAAGGAGGUAUUUUGAGGAGCAUGACUUCCAUCAGUUUCAGAAUGCUGGCAAGUACUUGUCAGCCAUGGUCGCAGUGGGUAUCAGAAUCCAACAGUCCAGGAGUACUUCAUUUCUCUGGGUCGUGUUGCUCGUUUUGUCGUCAAUCUUCGCCACAGCCUUCCAGAUUUACUGGGAUAUCGUUGUCGAUUGGGGUCUUCUGAGAAGUAAAUCGAAGAACAAAUGGCUGCGAGACAACUUGAUCAUGCCGAGGUCAAAGUACAUAUACUACUUAGCGAUGAUUUCUAAUGUAAUCCUCAGACUGGCAUGGGUCCAGUCUAUUACGCGCUUCCGGUUUGGCCAGAUGGAUCUCUUUGUCGCAGAUUUCUUCUUUGCCUCUUUGGAGGUUAUUCGAAGAGGAAUCUGGAACUUCUUCCGGUUGGAGAACGAGCAUCUCAAUAAUGUCGGAAAGUACCGGGCCACCAAAACCGUACCGUUGCCAUUCGAGAACCCCAUCAGUGAGGACUACAACUAAUUUGUCAAUGUAUUCCUCUCUCGGUAAACCAGGCCAAGCCUGUCAACUUGCUCCCUGCCCAGUUCUGUCUUUUGGAAGCAUCUCCAUGAAGCUGGUCCUUCAACUGUUCCACACGCUCUUCAUCAAGCUACUGUGCAUUGGGAGACACAGACUGGUCAUUGAUGGAGAACUCUCCAAGCACCGGAUGCCGUGCUCUUAAAAGGGAGAGAUGGAAUGGGAUGCACAGCCUGAUCCUCCCAUGGGGAUCGCCUCCGAUUCGAUUGUAGAGGUUUCAUUGGAGUCAGAAGAGAGCUCCAUUCCACCUGGUGAAACGGAUCUGCAAGUGAGCUUCUGUGCACUUGUACAAUUCCAUAUUUCAGGACCAUUUUUUCAGCUGCUUGACGAGUAGUUCCAUAUCAACCACAAGAUGCUGUUGAUGAUGCAGACGAAGGCCGAGUCCGUGCUGGAAAUAGUCCGUCUGCUUCUAGGACGAAGUGACAGCAUGCGAAGAGCCAUUCUUUCCAGCCAUUUUUCCUCUCAGGGUUUGUCCUGUGGUGGCUGGGUACGACCAUGAGUUGGAGUACAGGGUAGACAGAAAAGGUAACAGUGCAAAUAAUUCUCUAACACACUCGAUCCAGUAGGAUCGGCUUGGCCCAUAUUCCACCGACACGACAGUACAACAACCAUACUCCACUCUACUUUAUCCAACCCUUCGAUGGAGUGAACGUCAGAAGCCAUCACUUUGAGUGCCCGUUUAGCAGCAGGCAUCUGAUUCAGGUUUUCUCUUACAUCCAUCCCACAUUAAAAUCGUAGACCAUUAAGCCCUGGAGAAUUGCUCCAGUCCAGUCCAGCAGGUAGCUAGCUCAGAAUCUUUCGGCAUGUGCUAUGUAUAUAAUCGAGCAGCCUUUGAUUGAGGUCAAGCCGAUUCCUUUAAUCAAAUCCGAAGAGUUUGAAAAUC